This is a messenger RNA of Trichoderma aggressivum f. europaeum, 1488 nucleotides long. RefSeq lists its product as uncharacterized. NCBI's taxonomy places the organism in Eukaryota, Fungi, Ascomycota, Sordariomycetes, Hypocreales, Hypocreaceae. The transcript is spliced from 4 exons. The coding region runs from base 1 to 1488 and encodes 495 amino acids. The record is from RefSeq and is a predicted model, not a curated record.
AUGCUCAAGUCUGUAGUCGCCGUCACCGCGGGGCUGGUCGCCGUUGCCGACGCCUUCUGGCGCAUGGAGUGCCAGGGACGUGUUGGUCUCGCACGAAUGGACCCGGUCGUUUACCCGGGUGUGGAUUCGCCUCACAUGCACGCUAUUCACGGAUCGUCAGGCUUUUCCGAAACCUCUGGUACCCCCGAACUCCUCAACGGUAACUGCACAUCAUGUCGUGUGACACAAGAUAAAUCUGCCUACUGGCACCCAGCCUUGUACUUCCAAGAUGCCAAGACUAAGCAAUUCGAGCUGGUCCCCCAAGUUGGUGGUAUGCUUGCAUACUAUCUUCUCUAUGGAGACAACAUCAAGGCUUUCCCUACCAAUUUCCGCAUGGUCGCUGGCGACACCAACCGCCGCACCUACUCUGCUGGCGACCCAACUCAGCCAGAUCCCGCAAAAUCUCUCUGGGCUUCUCUGGGCCAAACUACCCAAGAAAUCUUGGCUGAGCGUGCCAUUGGCUUUAACUGCCUCAACUAUGCCAAGGCUCCUGAAGGCACCCUGUACCGCCACUUCAUGCCCGAUAAGGCGUACCUCGAUGCCAACUGCGCAGAUGGCAUCCGUUUUGAGAUCAUGUUCCCAUCUUGCUGGAAGGGAGGUGAUGCUACUGAUAGCGCCAACCACAAGGACCACGUUGCUUUCCCUGACCUUGUCAUGGCUGGUGUCUGCCCUGAGGGCUACCCUGAGCGUCUUCCUAGCAUGCUGUUUGAGAUUAUCUGGAACACCAAUGCCUAUGUUGGUCGCGAUGGCCAAUUCGUCAUGUCCAACGGAGAUGUGACUGGUUACGGACUUCACGGUGACUUCAUCAUGGGCUGGGAGGAAGACUUCUUGCAGGAGGCCGUCAACACCUGCACGAACCUCUCUGGCCUUAUUCAGGAUUGCCCCCUUUUCAACAUCGUUGACCAGAGUGUAGCUGAGCAGUGCCACCUGGAGGACUUGCCCGAGAACCUGCGGAGAGAAGCCGGUAACGGUCCUUUCAACCAGCUCCCCGGAGGUGAUGUAGUUGGUGGAACUGGCCCUAGCUCUGGUCACGGCGGUCACGGCAAGCCCAGUGCUACUCCCACCAAGGGCGGUGCUGCUCUCACUCUGCCCUACCAGCCUGGUGUGACCGCGCCUGUGAAGGGCUCUCCUCUUCCCGGCCAGGUCUUCAAGGAGGCGGCCACGGAUAGUUCAUAUGGCUUCCAGAUUGCUGCUGUUGAGUCCAGCAAGCCCUUAGCCACGGGUGUCCCAGCCGCUGAGGGUGCCGUCGUCAGCACUCAGUUCAUCACUGUUGGCAACGUUGUUAGCGAAAUCCUCUGGAAGCAGGCCUACGUUACCGUCACCCAGGAGCCCCAGCCCUCGACCACCGUGACUGUUACAGCCACUGGUGCUCGUCCUGCCAAGCACCGACGUAGCGCUCACGGCCACGGUCACAACCACGGCCACGUCUACGGCCAGGGACAGCUCUAA